UUGUGUAUAAAAAUAGUGAUCGCUGUUUUGUUAAUUAUACCGUACACUCAAUGACAUGCUUUACCAUUAUUACAAAAAGACAAUGAAAGACAUGGUCAGCAUCGUCGGGAUCACCUUGAACAGAAGGGUGGGAUGUGGGCUAAGUUACCUUUUACCUUAAGAGGCGUUAUUUGCACCCAUCUCGACGGCAUUGGCUCAGCUCCUAUGCAUAUUAGACAAUGCCCCGGAACCAACGGGAAACUGCUCCUUUUGCGAGGGGGACAUUGAAACACUGGACCCAACAUCACAUUUUGUAACAUGGGAACUGAAGGGUACAGGAAGAUCACUGACAAGUAGCUAUUUAAUUGCAGGACAUUUUGUCAUCAAUUUAUAAAAUUUAAGAAAUUUCGGUUUUCAGAAAGAUCGGCACACUAGCAGCAGGGGGAACUGUUGUGAUUGACGUUUCUUAAAUGACGUCUUAGUCGUGAUAGAGAUCUUAUGAAAUAGGAUAGCUAGCUAAAGGGACUAGCAAGCUGGAAGUUUAAUAAAACCAAAAGUUGCUUGCUAACUGUUAACUGUGUUAGCAUUGGUUUGUGGGUUAACUAACUGUUAGAAACACUUGAAAUUUACACGGCAACACCAGGGACCAUGUUACUACCUCGUCUUUUUCGUGAGUCCCUGUGCUGGUCAAAGACCUCGGUAUUAUUAAUGUCCACCAGUGAGUGCAUGUGUAACAAUAGCUUGCACGACCUGGUGAACUCAAGAUCCCUGCACAGCUUUGCAAAACAGGUCGUUUGUAGGAAGGCUCCUCAGCGUCUGGGCUAUCAAAUACGGGGUGUGAAGGGCCGCAGGAAUCCCUACACUGCGAGCCAGGAAGAGGAAUGGCGGAAAAGGAACAAGACUAUCCUCACAUACAUCGCCGCCGCGGGAAUCGGGAUGAUCGGCAUGUCCUACGCUGCUGUACCGUUGUACAGAUUGUAUUGCCAGGCUACAGGACUUGGUGGGACUGCGGUGGCUGGUCAUGACGCAGGGCAAGUGGAAAGUAUGAAACCUGUGAAAGACCGCACCAUCAAGAUUACCUUCAAUGCCGACGUGCACGCCAGUAUGCAGUGGAACUUUCGACCUCAGCAGUCAGAGAUUUAUGUUGUACCUGGGGAAACUGCACUUGCAUUUUAUAAAGCUAGAAAUCCCACAGACAAACCUGUGAUUGGAAUCUCCACCUACAAUGUUGUGCCCUUUGAAGCUGGACAAUACUUCAACAAAAUUCAGUGCUUCUGUUUUGAAGAGCAGAGAUUAAAUCCUCAGGAGGAAGUGGACAUGCCUGUGUUCUUCUACAUCGACCCUGAGUUUGAUGACGAUCCCAGGAUGGCACGAGUUGACACUAUCAUUCUUUCUUAUACCUUUUUUGAAGCCAAGGAGGGACAAAAGCUACCCCUUCCUGGAUACAGCUGAGAAUUAUGCAUUUUGCAAUGAUGAAUGUCCACAGACCAAUGAAAGACUCUCUACAGUACAGAUUUAGCAUUUAAUCACAGAAGUAUCACAAGGGCUGGUUUGGCCUUCAACUUACUGUAAUAACUGUAUGGUGAGAUGUCACCAAAAUCACGUUUUUGGGUGGAUAAGGUGUCAGAGCUUUGUUUUUUGGCCUGUGUAAUGCAUUUAAAUUGUUAAAUCACAUUUUAAGGAAGAGUUUCCCCCAACAUCUAAAUGCACAACUGGUGCAUAGAUAGUGCCUGUUAAUACCAAAUGUAAUUUGGAAAUUCUGCCAUUUCUUUUCAAAUGGGUCAAUUGUUAGAUUAAAAGAAUUUCAUUCAUCCUUUGCUUGGGUCUAAAAACACGACAUAAAUAGAUUGAAGAAACAACCUUUCAUUUAUUGGUUUACAUAAUAAACCUGGGUGCACAUUUCUAACUCUGUGUCUGGAAACAAAACCCUGCAUUUCUUGUACACCUUAUGUAUGUCUGUCUGAAAAUCUUCAUUCCAAAGCUGACAUGAAAGUGAGUUCACCUUCUCUGAAUAAGGCCUUGGUCUUCGAUGAAACUAAUCCACUGCCAUCAUCAUGCUGCUAGUACAAUUAAUCCAUGUUACACAGAUGAUCAACCUUUAUCUGCCAACAGGC
This is a messenger RNA of Megalops cyprinoides (Indo-Pacific tarpon), 2093 nucleotides long. It is a transcript of the gene cox11, whose product is annotated as cytochrome c oxidase assembly protein COX11, mitochondrial. Gene Ontology annotation, cellular component: mitochondrial inner membrane. The transcript has 5 exons. The coding region runs from base 628 to 1431 and encodes 267 amino acids. Lineage: Eukaryota; Metazoa; Chordata; Actinopteri; Elopiformes; Megalopidae. Gene Ontology annotation, molecular function: copper ion binding. The record is from RefSeq and is a predicted model, not a curated record.